This is a messenger RNA of Columba livia (rock pigeon), 4115 nucleotides long. It is a transcript of the gene ALDH1A3, whose product is annotated as aldehyde dehydrogenase 1 family member A3. Gene Ontology annotation, biological process: aldehyde metabolic process. Bases 65 to 1600 code for a protein of 511 amino acids. Gene Ontology annotation, molecular function: aldehyde dehydrogenase (NAD+) activity. The record is from RefSeq and is a predicted model, not a curated record. The transcript has 13 exons. NCBI's taxonomy places the organism in Eukaryota, Metazoa, Chordata, Aves, Columbiformes, Columbidae.
GCUCUUAAGGCGGCCCCGCGGGCUGUCAGCGGCUAGAGGGCGGCGGGGGCUCGACGGCGCGGCCAUGGCCGCAGUCAACGGGGCUGUGGAGAACGGGCAGCCUGACAGAAAAGUGCCGCUGCCGCGGCCCCUGCGGAGCCUGGAGGUGAAGUACACCAAGAUAUUUAUUAACAAUGAAUGGCAUGAGUCUACAAGUGGAAAGAAGUUCCCCACCUACAACCCUUCAACACUAGAGAAAAUUUGUGACAUUGAGGAAGGAGACAAGCCUGAUGUGGAUAACGCAGUGGAAGCAGCGAAGGCAGCGUUCCAGAGAGGGUCUCCAUGGAGACAGAUGGAUGCCCUAAGCAGAGGGCGACUCCUGCACAAGCUGGCUGAUCUUCUUGAGCGAGACAGAGUCAUCCUGGCAACUCUGGAAACAAUGGACACGGGAAAACCUUUUCUGCAGGCUUAUUUCAUUGACCUGGAAGGCUGUAUAAAAACACUCCGAUAUUAUGCUGGAUGGGCUGAUAAAAUUCAGGGCAGAACUAUCCCAGUGGAUGAAAAUUUUGUCUGUUUCACCAGGCACGAACCAAUGGGUGUCUGUGGAGCUAUAACUCCAUGGAACUUCCCGUUGCUAAUGCUAGUUUGGAAGAUGGCACCAGCGCUGUGCUGUGGGAACACUCUGGUGAUUAAGCCAGCUGAACAAACUCCUCUCACGUCGCUGUACAUUGGCUCGCUGAUCAAGGAGGUGGGUUUCCCUCCAGGUGUGGUGAACAUUGUGCCAGGCUAUGGCCCCACAGCUGGAGCUGCUAUUUCUACCCAUCACAGCAUUGAUAAAAUUGCCUUUACUGGAUCAACAAAGGUUGGAAAACUGAUCAAGGAAGCUGCUUCGAAAAGCAACCUCAAAAGGGUGACACUAGAGCUUGGAGGGAAAAACCCCUGCAUUGUGUGUGCGGAUGCAGACUUGGAUUUGGCAGUGGAAUGUGCCCAUCAAGGCGUGUUCUUCAACCAAGGGCAGUGCUGCACGGCUGCCUCGCGAGUGUUUGUGGAGGAGCAGAUAUAUCCAGAGUUUGUCAAACGCAGCGUGGAGUUUGCCAAGAAGCGACUCGUUGGAGAUCCUUUUGAUGCCAGAACUGAACAAGGGCCCCAGAUUGACCAAAACCAGUUUGAUAAAAUCCUGGAGCUGAUAGAAAGUGGGAAGAAAGAAGGGGCUAAGCUGGAGUGUGGGGGUCUUGCCAUUGAAGAUAGAGGCCUGUUUAUAAAACCCACUGUGUUUUCGGAGGUCACUGACAACAUGCGUAUAGCCAAGGAAGAGAUUUUUGGGCCAGUUCAGCCAAUUAUGAAGUUCAAGAGUAUAGAAGAGGUCAUAAAAAGAGCCAACAGUACUGAGUAUGGACUUACAGCUGCAGUGUUCACCAAGAAUUUGGACAGAGCAUUAACACUGGCUUCUGCUUUGCAAUCAGGAACUGUCUGGAUCAACUGUUACAAUGCCCUCUAUGCACAGGCUCCUUUUGGUGGCUUUAAAAUGUCAGGCAACGGUAGAGAACUUGGUGAAUACGCUUUGGCAGAAUAUACUGAAGUGAAAACAGUCACCAUUAAACUUUCCCAGAAGAGUUCAUGAAAACAGAAGGCCUAAAAUGCUGACACUCUGAAUGUGACACAUGGGGGACGUGUUCAGAGCAAGGGGGAGGGGAGGGGUAGGCAGGAAAUGGAAACACCUGACUUCAUUCCUAUGGAAACACUGAAUCUACUGGACUCCAUUUUGUCAACUGGCUCUUCAAAAACUGAUUUAACGGACCCUCCUGGAGUGGCACACACUGGCACUGUACAAGUCCACCUGUCUGCCACCUGUGACUAAAAUGCUGGUUGGUCACAGUGGUUGCAGGACAUCUGCUUUCAAACUGUGCCCCUGAAGGACGUGGAUAUUGAUGGCAUGUUAGAGAGACUUCUGGUACCAUUAGCAUGGACUGUUAAACACCUCUUCAGAGACCGAUGGGUUUCACUUGGCAUAAAUGGACUUGAGUGGAAGGGCUGAUACAACUUGGCUGAAGUUGGAGUUUGUGUGGAGACUGCAGCUGGCAUUUGGGAAGGGAGGGCAAGCUUUCAUGGAAGAAUCUGUAAAGAAAUUCUCUUUGUAAGAGCUAUCUUUGUCUCUCUAAAGACACACGUGUUCUCCGUAUUGGUGAGAUUCUAGCCCUGAAUUAGAUUUAUGGAAGUUUCCUAGAGGACUCCUUUGGGGCCGGUAUUUCACCCAACAGAGCUGGAUGUUAAAGUGUCCUUUGAACCUGAUGUUUUAGUGUGCACACAUUACAGGUGCUGCAAAUGCAACUUACUGACUUGCUAACCCUUCUGAUUAUGAAUGAGUCACAAUUGUAUCUCAAACCUUCACUACAGCACUUUUCGCAAGAGGCUUUUUGCAUAAACUGUGCUUACCGUGAUGACACAGAGUUGAAUGCUAAGCAUGUAGUAUGGUAGAUAGGCCACAGAAAACAUCCCACAUUGGUCCUUCUGUUCUGGAGGGGGAAGCAGAAGAGCUGCAAGCAGCUGUCCUGCUCUCUCUUUCUCUGUGUGAAUGUGUCUUCAUUUUUUGAGCCAGAGCUGUUAUUAUGAGAGUAAAACUUACAAGCUCUUCUCACUGCUUCUUCAUCCUGUAUGCAUGUAGCUUCAAAUAAUCUUCUGGAAGUACAGUAUGAAAAGGCAGGUGCUCCCAAGCACACACCAAGUGCUGAAGAUGUGGGUGUACAAACAAGUUGCCAUGGAAUAAGCUACAGCUGGACUUAAAUGUCUCAGCAGCUUCACAAUAAUUGUGCUCGUGUUACCUGAAUAGCAUCCACAGCUGUCACACCAAAUUUGUGCCUUAGUAUCUCCUGCAGUAAAUUUGCACGCCCAAACAUUACUGUGAGAUUAAUUACAAGCCAUAUGCUGUCUUCAGUUCUUGUGUCCACUACUUUCCCUCCUCCUCCUGAUUCUGUGCUGGAGAACCGCUGGCAAAUGUAUGGGAAGCUCUGUGUCCAGAGGGGCUGUAAGUGUGUGGGAGUUAGUGGUGUCCCUGUGUUAGGAAGUUUGGCUGAUCUUGCUGGGAUUGUCCUCUGACAGCAAAUUGCUAGAGGUCCCUUCUGGCAUAUCAAGACAUUUCCAUGGAGCACUGGUAAAGAUUGCUGUCUGGAGUUUUUCGGAUGUCAGUGCUUGAAGCAGAAAUGCAACCUCUGUUCUCUGAUGCCAGCAAGGAUUUAACUGGUACCCUCCUUUCCUCAGAGAUACACCCUGUCAGUAACAAGUUCUGUUGUGUGACUCCACCAUUUUUUUUUUGAGGGGAAAAGAAGGUGAGUGGUGAUAAGUAAGGUAAAAGUUUGCAUGAGCCUAAAUGUCCUUAUUAGUGAACGUUGAAAUUGCACUUCAACACAGCUUAACUUCUUAAAUGACAUACCUCCAACAGUCGCAUGUAACUGUCCUCCCAUGGGCGUGUGAGACAGGUAAACCUCCCCAGCCAGUGAAGAUAGUGUCCUCCUUUCCCCACGAAAGGCCAAAUGGGAACAUUGUAAAUAAGUUUAUAUUUUUGUACAACACUUAGAGUGCAAACAUCUUCUCAAACAUUUUACUUUUUCUACUCGACGGAUUUCUAGGGCUGCAGUCAGACAGUAGGGAAGAAAGGCAAACAGUAAAAAGCUGGCUAUCUUGAUGUAUCUCUGUAUUAAUUUUUUAUAAACAGUGGUUGAAACUGAAAUAAUCUGAAAUUCUUCAAAUCCUACUAUUCUGGUUUUAUAUGCAUUAUAUAUAUUUCAACUCUUUUUCCCUUACCAUGUUUUUAAAAAGUUCAAUGUAUCUCUUAUUGUAUAAAUCAGGGUUUGACUCUACACACUGAAUUUUCUAAGUUAUAUAACACUAGACACUAACUUUAAAAUAACCCUGUAGAGGGUAUAUAUUCUUUCGUUGCACAGUAAGGCUUUCAUAUGAAAUAUUAUACUACUUUUUUUAAAAAUAAAGAACUAUAUUUAUAAAUUAGGAUACAGUUAAUCUAAUGUAUUUUUAUAGCUAAAGGUACAUGAAAACACUAUGUUUAAACCUCAUGUAUAUAUUUAGACUAUGGGUAUCUUUUUGUAAUAGUUCUUUUUCCUAAUAAAUGUUUAACUUUGCAA